AUGGUGGACCACGAUGCUGAGUGCGUAGUGUUUCCAUACGACAACGCGCCGUCGUUAGCGACUCCGAAGCCGACGCCCGGCCGGGUGGAAUCGGCCCUCCGAGGGCAAAAUGGAGACAUCCGCGGUUCCGCGCUCCAAUUACGCGGUUACGACCUUGAGGAAAUGGCGUGGACCUUGGUCCCCACCACCAGUGACGAAAAUUGGACGGUUUUCCCGAAAAUUCGGGGUCAAGCUGUACUUCAAGUGGCUGAACGCCGCUCCCAGGACAAAGCCAAGAUGAAGGCGUCCAACGCCGCCCCGGCCCCCGGCUCGUCGGUCGGAAACGUGAACGCUCCCGCGACGCACGCCACGGGACGCAAGGGCAAGGCGUCCACGAAGUGGAAGCCGCGCCCAAUGCUCAAACCCGCUCCCGAACACUACGUUAUAAUCAUAAAGCCCAGAGAACGUAUUUUUCUUCACGAGGCGUGCACAAAGACCGGCUAUGGCACCGCCAUGUCGGCGUAUCUCGGGCCGGAACGGGCCCGCGCCACCUUCGUUCUGCCAUCGCGAGACCAAAACAUCAUCAUCGUGCAUACCCUGGACAUCGAGGCGGCCGACCGGCUCAUCGGGGACAUUGGAGUGAAUACCGAGAAGGGAUCGGUCCCGCUUCACGGUUACCUGGGACAAGACGGCGGCAACACGUGCCACGGAGUGAUCGUGGUCCGUAACACAGACACCACGGAAACUCUUCAACAACGAGUGUGCUGGCGUGCCGGAACCAUCGUGGCAAUCCGAAAAUUCGGAACAUCCAACAAGGCACGCAUCACCUUCGCGGGUAAGGAGAAGCCCCGUUACGUGCAUUAUGACAGCAUGGUCGUCUCUGUGCAAAACUAUUACACAACUAUCCCAGCCUGCGGCCAGUGUGGGGCCGUCGGGCACCACGCGGAUGCAUGUCCAAACCUACAGCCGAACACGUGUGGACUCUGCAGACUCUACGCUCCGCUAGUGAAGGGAGUGCGGGCCCCUCACAACUGUGUUCCACGGUGUUUUGUGUGCGGUGGCGCCCAUGCCACCAACUCUCGCGACUGUGCGGAAAAAUUCCGCACACCCAAGAUGGCCGCCCAAAAGGACGGGAAAAAGAAAAUGGCGCCCAACAACAAAAGCCGCCAUCUUGGGCCACCCAGCGACCAGCCGCCACCACGCGGCGGCCUGAAGAAACGAGCGGCGGAGAUGCGCGGCAAGACCGGGGCCUAUCAAUGCCGUCAAAAACGGACACCAGGAGCCAGGGAGCGGCGCCACCUUUACAAGCUACAUCACCUUCCAGCAGUACCCCUCUUCCUGCGUCUGGCAUGGUUCCAGACUGACAAAGAGGAGAUCUCGAGCUGGGAUCUCUUCAAAGAGAAGCUCCGCGACCUUUUUGGCAAUCCGUUCGGUUGCCAACUCAAUGCCAAAAAGGCCCUUGCCACACGUCUACAGACAUCGACCGAGUCCUACGUGUCGUACAUUCUCGAUGUCUUGGCCCUUUGUGCCAAGGCUGACCCGAACAUGUCGGAGGACGAUAAGCACCCCCAGCCUGAAAACUACACAGUGCAGCUUCUGGAGGUGAAGCUGCAUCGACGACAUUGCAAACUUGGAGUCUGCCCCGACUCGCAGAAGGCAGCUGUCAUCGCAAAGAUCCAGCAGCCCAUCGACAAGAAGGCAAUGCGUAGAUUCUUUGGCAUGUGUGCCUACUACAUGCGCUUUGUCAAGGACUUUUCACGCAUCGCUGAGCCCCUGGUACAUCUACCUAAAUGUGAUGUCGAGUUCAAGUGGGAGACGCCGACGUUCAAGUGGCCGACGCAUUUCAAGAACUCAAACGACGCAUGCAGUCGCCACCGGUACUUGCGCACUUCGACGAAGAUGCCGAUGCAGAAAUCCACACUAACGCCAGUAGCCUAG
Dermacentor silvarum is the source of this 1917-nucleotide messenger RNA. RefSeq lists its product as uncharacterized. The coding region runs from base 1 to 1917 and encodes 638 amino acids. The transcript has 6 exons. Lineage: Eukaryota; Metazoa; Arthropoda; Arachnida; Ixodida; Ixodidae. The record is from RefSeq and is a predicted model, not a curated record.